AUGAGGCUGGCCCUGGCUCUGGGGGCGCUGGUGAGCUGGUCCCCGGUGAAGGCCCAUCUGGAUGCUUUAUUCACAAUUGCCAAAAUUUCUGAAGCAGCCGAGGUGCCCUUUGGUAGAUGGUUGGAUAAAUACACUGAAGGACACACCCUCCCCAUCCUGGUCGUGAGAGGUGCUCUAGAGAUGCACACAGAGCUGAGCGGUCCUGAUUCCAGGGGGAAGACUCUCCGUAAACGUGAACCCUGCCAGCCCUCCGGCCAAGCUGGCAUCUGCCCUGUCUGGAUCCAAAACUUCAUCCACCCACCCCCACAAGGAUGCCUGUCCCCAGGCGUCAAAAGCAACUGA
Molecule: messenger RNA, 342 nt
Organism: Rangifer tarandus platyrhynchus (Svalbard reindeer)
Lineage: Eukaryota; Metazoa; Chordata; Mammalia; Artiodactyla; Cervidae
Source: the annotation of a GenBank genome assembly